Asparagus officinalis (garden asparagus) is the source of this 2861-nucleotide messenger RNA. RefSeq names its product phospholipase D alpha 1-like. The coding region runs from base 200 to 2638 and encodes 812 amino acids. Gene Ontology annotation, molecular function: calcium ion binding; D-type glycerophospholipase activity. NCBI's taxonomy places the organism in Eukaryota, Viridiplantae, Streptophyta, Magnoliopsida, Asparagales, Asparagaceae. Gene Ontology annotation, biological process: phospholipid catabolic process; phosphatidylcholine metabolic process. Gene Ontology annotation, cellular component: plasma membrane. The transcript is spliced from 4 exons. The record is from RefSeq and is a predicted model, not a curated record.
AAUGACGUUACUCAACUUUCCCGUCCCAAUCACACCCAAACUCACUCACUCACACACAUUCUCUCCUCUUCCUAUAACAUCAUUACUUCCCAUUUAUUUCUCUCUCCUCACCGUUUGCGCUCCCUCAGAUCUCCCUCGAUCCAGUCAAAAUCUCGGUUGAAAUCGUCGGAGGAGGAAGAAGAAGAAGAAGAAGAAGAUCAUGGCGCAGAUUUUGCUCCACGGUACUCUGCACGUGACCAUCUUUGAGGCUGACUCGUUGUCGGUGAGGAGCUCCGGCGGCGCUCCCAGAUUCCUACGCAAGAUUGUUGAAGGUGUUGAGGAUGUUGUUGGUCUUGGCAAAGGAUCUACCAAACUUUAUGCUACUGUUGAUUUAGAAAAGGCCAGAGUUGGUAGGACAAGAAUGAUUGAAGAUGAACCUGUAAAUCCUCGUUGGUACGAGUCUUUUCACAUCUACUGUGCGCAUAUGGCUGCCGAUAUCAUCUUCACUUUGAAGUUUGACAACCCUAUUGGAGCCUCCCUAAUUGGUAGGGCUUACCUCCCCGUUGAGGAGGUACUAAGCAGUGAUGAAGUUGAUAGAUGGCUGGAGAUUUGUGAUGAUGACCGUAACCCUUUAGAUAGCGGGGCUAAAAUCCAUGUGAAACUUCAGUAUUUUGAUAUCUCAAAGGACCGCAAUUGGUCAAGAGGUGUACGCAGUGCAAAAUACCCUGGGGUUCCUCACACAUUUUAUUCAAUGAGACAGGGGUGCAAAGUAUCGUUGUACCAAGAUGCCCACGUUCCAGACAAUUUCAUUCCCAAAAUUCCACUUGCCAAUGGAAAAUUUUAUGAACCCCACAGAUGUUGGGAGGACAUCUUUGAUGCAAUUAGCAAUGCCCAACAUUUAAUUUACAUAACUGGUUGGUCUGUAUACACUGAAAUAACUCUCAUAAGAGAUUCUAAAAGGCAAAAGCCUGGAGGGGAUAUUACACUUGGGGAGCUACUCAAGAAGAAAGCAGGUGAAGGUGUCCGGGUGCUUAUGCUUGUUUGGGAUGAUCGGACUUCAGUGGGAUUGCUAAAGAAAGACGGCCUCAUGGCGACUCAUGAUGAAGAAACUGAGAAUUACUUUCGUGGCAGUGAUGUAAACUGUGUUUUGUGCCCCCGGAAUCCGGAUGAUGGAGGAAGCUUUGUUCAGGAUCUGCAGAUUUCUACCAUGUUCACUCAUCAUCAAAAGAUUGUCGUUGUGGACCAUGAGAUGCCAACCAGCAGUUCUCAACAGAGGAGAAUUGUAAGUUUCGUUGGUGGUAUCGAUCUUUGUGACGGGAGAUAUGACACUCAGUUUCACUCUUUGUUCAGGACCCUCGAUACUGCUCACCAUACUGACUUCCAUCAGCCGAAUUUCGCAGAUGGGGCUAUUACAAAAGGUGGGCCAAGGGAACCUUGGCAUGAUAUUCACUGUCGCCUAGAAGGACCGAUUGCUUGGGAUGUUUUGUACAAUUUUGAGCAAAGAUGGAGAAAGCAAGGAGGUAAGGAUCUCCUUGUGCAGCUGAGAGAGCUAUCUGAUACCAUUAUUCCACCCUCGCCUGUUAUGUACCCCGAGGACAAAGAAACUUGGAAUGUGCAGCUGUUCAGAUCCAUUGAUGGCGGCGCUGCCUUUGGCUUCCCUGAGACACCUGAGGACGCCGCAAGAGCAGGGUUGGUUAGUGGAAAAGAUAACAUCAUCGACCGGAGCAUCCAGGAUGCUUAUAUACAUGCCAUACGCAGGGCAAAAAAUUUUAUCUACAUUGAGAAUCAGUAUUUCCUUGGUAGUUGUUUUGGUUGGAAGGCUGAUGAUAUAAAGCCUGAGGAUAUUGGGGCUUUGCAUCUGAUCCCUAAGGAGCUCUCAUUGAAGAUUGUUAGUAAGAUUGAAGCGGGGGAGAGGUUUACGGUUUAUGUUGUUGUUCCAAUGUGGCCUGAGGGUAUUCCUGAAAGUGGAUCGGUUCAGGCAAUUUUAGAUUGGCAGAGGAGGACUAUGGAAAUGAUGUACACUGACAUCAUAGAGGCACUCGAAGCUAAGGGAAUCACAGCAAACCCCAAAGACUAUCUUACCUUCUUCUGCUUAGGCAAUCGGGAGGUGAAGACGGAGGGAGAAUACACACCAGAGGAGCAGCCAGAGCCAGAUACAGAUUAUUUCAGAGCGCAGCAGGCCAGAAGGUUCAUGAUAUAUGUUCAUGCAAAGAUGAUGAUUGUUGACGACGAGUACAUAAUUAUCGGGUCAGCCAACAUCAACCAGAGAUCAAUGGACGGAGCAAGGGACUCCGAGAUCGCCAUGGGUGCUUUCCAACCCUACCACCUAGCAACCCGAGGAGAGCCGGCCAGAGGCCAGAUCCAUGGAUUCCGACUGGCUUUAUGGUACGAGCAUCUUGGAAUGCUCGACGACCUCUUCCUCCAUCCAGAGAGCGUCGAGUGUGUGCAGAAAGUGAACCGUGUCGCUGACAAGUACUGGGAUCUCUACUCUCAGGAGGAACCCGAACGCGAUCUCCCUGGACAUUUGCUCAGCUAUCCUAUUGGAGUAAGCGGUGAAGGAGCUGUUACAGAGCUCCCAGGGACGGAGUUUUUCCCCGAUACAAAGGCUCGUGUUCUUGGAACCAAGUCUGAUUACAUGCCCCCCAUCCUCACCACUUAGGUAGCAUUUGUCUUGUUUCUUUGCUUCGGGUUCUUUUUUUUUUCUCUAAAUAAUAGCACUACUGUAUGUGGGAAUAAAACUGCUGAGAUCUUUGAUCGUGGGCUGUAGUCUGUUGUUGGUGUUCUUUGAUGGAUGUGAAUUAAUUUAUGCGUGUGUGAGGUUUUAGUAAUUGAGAUGUGUUUUCCUUUACGACAUAAAUAGAAUCUAUGUUAAGUUUGAUUAU